Molecule: messenger RNA, 2941 nt
Organism: Tarenaya hassleriana
Lineage: Eukaryota; Viridiplantae; Streptophyta; Magnoliopsida; Brassicales; Cleomaceae
Product: putative pentatricopeptide repeat-containing protein At5g43820
Exons: 4
Coding region: 430-2112 (560 amino acids)
Molecular function (GO): protein binding
Source: RefSeq, a predicted model, not a curated record
GAUUCCAAACAAACGCCCACCGCUGACUUUAGGUUAGAUGUAAUCUUUUCCCAGUUUCUCUUCUGUCGACAUUCGACAAACUUCUCCUCCAUCUCUGUAGGUCUCGAGCUCCACCCUGCCAUUGCCGAAGCCAAGCUCUGCUUCUUCCCUCAAGCUCGAAUCCUUCCUAUCCGUCGCCGACGUUCGCUUCUGAGAUAUUGGAGGCGUGGAGAACUGAAGAUGAUUAAGUUGCACUUUGUUCCUCUGGAAUGAUUUUUGCUCGCCGGAAUACCCAUUUCACGGUCUAGUAUUUUGCAUGGGGAAGUUGUUGCAAACUGAGAAAUGAUUUCAAUGGGUCAAGAGGAGGAAGCUCUGGUUGUGUGAUUCUCUCUAUGGCAUGAUGAGUUACUCUUUGAUGUCUUAUUCGGGUUCUAUCUGUUUUCUGGUCUAAUGCCGGCACCUACCUGUAGAUUCCUUGGGUUUCAUCUUUCGUCGGGUCCGAUGAGGUAUUACUUACCUCAUCUCAGUUCUCUUUUCUCAUUGUACCGAUCUUCGACAAUGGACCUCCGAUCAGCUUUCUCAGAAAGGGAAGAAUCAUCAAAUCAUACUGUCCUGGAUGAACGAUAUGUUCUUGGGGAACUUUCUAACCUGCUUCCGACAUCACGUAAAACCUCAAUAGCAACCUUAGAGAAGGAUAGUAGUUCCAGGAAUCAAGUAGCUAUAAGAGCAGCUGAUGCAUUUUUGUCCCCAGAAGACAAACUUAGAGGUGUGUUUCUUCAGAAAUUGAAAGGGAAAGCAGCCAUAGAGAAGGCCUUAACCGAUGUUGGUAUUGAUUUGAGUAUUGAUAUUGUGGCCAAUGUUGUCAACAGAGGGAAUCUGAGUGGUGAAGAAAUGGUAACUUUCUUCAAUUGGGCAAUUCGUGAACAUGGUGUACCUAAAGAUGUGGAUAUCUGUAAUGUGAUUCUAAGAGCGCUGGGAAGGAGAAAGUUUUUCUCACACAUGAUGGAUCUGUUGUGGGGAAUGGCAUUCGAAAGGGUUAACCCCAACCUGCAGAGCGUAACUAUCGUUAUGGAUUACUUUAUCAGGGCUAAUUACGUGCAAAGGGCACUGAAACUGUUUGAAGAAAGUGAAGAGUUUGGGGUCCAAUGUAAUACCGAGCUUUUGAACAAACUCUUACGGUGUCUCUGUGAACGUUUGCACGUCGGUUCUGCAAACACGUCGUUCAAUUCAAAGAAAGGGAAGAUACCAUUCGAUAACUCGACUUAUAACACUCUGAUCAGUGGGUGGUCGAAGCUUGGUGAUAUUGAGCAAAUGGAGAAGAUUUUGAGGGAGAUGGUGGAGGCUGGACUCAAUCCCGACUGUUUGACAUUCAGCCACCUUAUCGAAGGGUUAGGGAGAGCUGGUAGAAUGGACGAUGCUGUUGAGAUCUUUGAUCACAUUAAAGAAAAGGGUAUUGUUCCCAACACAAGUGUGUACAACGCCAUGAUCUCUAAUUUCAUUUCUUCUCGAGAUUUCGAUGAAUCAAUGAGGUAUUACAAAAGGAUGUUGGAUAAUGGGUGUGAGCCAGACUUGGAUACCUACACCAAGCUUAUUUUGGGGUUCAUCAAAGCCCGAAGAGUUGCAGACACGCUUGAGAUGUUUGAAGAGAUGUUAUCACGUGGUAUCGCUCCCACCACAGGGGUCAUCACUUCUUUCCUUAAACCGCUAUGUAGCUAUGGUCCACCACACGCUGCAUUGGUUAUCUAUCAGAAAGCAAGAAAAGCGGGUUGCAGAAUAUCGCAGAGCGCUUAUAAGCUGUUGCUUCAGAGACUAUCGAGAUUUGGGAAAUGCGGGACAUUGUUAAACGUGUGGGACGAGAUGCAAGAGAGCGGUUAUGCUUGCGAUGUGGAAGUAUAUGAGUACAUUGUUGAUGGUUUAUGCAACAUUGGGCAUCUGGAAAACGCUGUGCUUGUGAUGGAAGAGGCAAUUCGAAAGGGAUUUUGCCCGAACCGGCUUGUUUAUAGCAGACUGAGCAACAAACUCAUGGCUUCGAACAAAACUGAGAUGGCUUAUAAGCUGUUUCUAAAGAUUAAAGAGGCUCGAGGUCGGGAAAAUGCCCGCAGAUAUUGGCGGUCAAAUGGAUGGCAUUUUUGAGCUUAUAAGCUGUUUCAUCUUUUGUUAGUUCAAAAGGGUGGCAUUUUCGUUCAGCAAGUUGAUAUUUUGAGACAGGAACAAAUUGAACAAAAGCAGACAAAUUCUGAGUAUGACAAGCUCUAGAGCAUCUUGGGAAUGUGACAAGAUCCUUGAAGAUGUCCGACUCUUCGUUGGUUAUAGGAGAAACAUCCGAGACAGAGAAUAAGAAUAAGUUUCUUGAGAACUGCUGGAACUGCCUUACCUCACUAGAUUCACUCCUGCUGCUUCUUUCAGGAUAUAGCAACGUCAGAGGGAUCUGAGCCAAAAAAGAAUCAUGGGUCUAUUAAACGAAUCCCACCAAGAUUCGGACAGCUCUGAAGGGAUAAUAUAGUUCUCGACGAAAGAGGAACACCAAGUCUUUAUGGUCCAGGAAUCCUGGACGGUACUCAGUCGUCCAUACUGAUGAUCAAGAACAGGCUUGUGCAAGUUCAGAGGCAUGCCAAAGUUGAACGGAUCAAUAUGAACAUAAAGCCCUUCCCUUGUUGUUGUCUCUCUUCUCCAGGCAACCUUCUGAUAGAUCUCUCGGGCACAGAGCAUAAAACCAGAGAGUGUUCUCCAUCUCUUUUUGUCUUGUCCUGACCCAAUCUUUUCUUGUUGGUUUUAACAAAUUCUCUCCAAUUUUUUUCCAUGGAUAAAUUGAUCGUUUAGUAUGAAAGAAAAGGACUCCCUAAUUUGUUAACACCAUAUUCUAGGGUUUUGAACCAAACCAUUUGGUUUUUUUUUAUGUUAGUAAUGGAUUGGGUUAAUCCAACCCAUUAAUUCAUAUAACCCAAAUGGGUUGCAUCCAAAU